Chiloscyllium plagiosum (whitespotted bambooshark) is the source of this 841-nucleotide messenger RNA. The record is from RefSeq and is a predicted model, not a curated record. NCBI's taxonomy places the organism in Eukaryota, Metazoa, Chordata, Chondrichthyes, Orectolobiformes, Hemiscylliidae.
GCAGACCAUCUGGGGGCGGGGCAAGGGUGCACGCGCGGUUGAGUACAAUCACUCGGGAGUGGGGCACGGCUACACAGUGGGCGGGGAAGACACGCUCGGGGGCGGGGCCGGUAUGCAACGUGGGUGGGGUAUAUCAUUCAGGGAAGCGUGGCUUGACGCCCGGUGGUUGGAGGUCUCCCAGUGGGCGGUGUCGAAAGGUCAGGGUUCAGGGGGGCCGGCUCAUAGCACUAAGCCACUCCCCCACCCUGGCAACGGCCGCCAUUUAUGUCCAGGCCCUGUCUCUGUAGGCUUGUGCCGACUCUUCGCUGGUGGUGUUCAUUUUCGCCGCCCACCCCACCGGGCACGAUGAGGGCGCUGUUGGCCUGCCGCUCACUGCCGGCCUGGUUGAGUGGGUGCACGUUCCGUGUCUGUGGACGGCAGCCGGGCGGACGGUGCAGUAGUAGCUGGCACAAGCCGAAGGGUCACCCCGCCGGUGUGCAGGUCUACAACAGUCUGACGCGGAACAAGGAGCCUCUGGUGCUCGCGGAGCCGGUCACUGCUUCCUGCUCCUACGUUCGAUUUGACAUCCUUAGAAGAAUAUUGACCAAGAUCUUUGGCAUCGAUGUGAUUAUGGUGAUGGUUAUCACAGACAUUGACGACAAAAUAAUUAAAAGGGCCAAUGAGUUGAAUAUUUCAUCCACUGUACUUUCGCGCAUCUAUGAAGAGGAUUUCAAACAAGAUAUGGCGUGUUUAAAGGUUCUUCCACCCACUAUUUACAUGCGCGUGACUGAUAACAUUCCCAAGAUUGUGGCAUUUAUAGAAAGAAUUAUUCACAACGGCCAUGCCUAUUCAACCUCCACAG